CACACACACACAGAGAGAGAGAGAGAGAGAGAGAGAGAGCUGUCUGGGUUCCUUUUCUCCCGGCCGGGCCUUCCCGAAGCGCGUCUAGGGACCCGCGGUCCGACGGCGGCCCGCGGAGGGGCAGGUGAGCUGGAUGGCGGCCCCGCCCCGCGCCGUGGAAGGUGGCGCCUCGCCUCCCCCCCUCCCCCCGGCCCUGUCCCCUCCCGGGGCUCGCCGGCGCCACCCGGACGCGGGACUCCCCGCCUCCUUCGCGCCCCCCCAGCGCCGUCCGCGCCGCCGCUCCAGUGGGAGACUGGGCCCCGAGGCCUCCCAGGGGCGGGGUCGGAGGGCGGCGACCCGGGGCGGCUCAGCUCCAGGUCCCCGCGCCUUUCCCGCGAUCCCCGAGCCCGGUUGCGUCCAAAGCCCAGGGCUCCUGCAGCCCCGCGAAGACGCCGGAGAGAGGGCGCCAAAGGCGACGCUCAGGCGGCCAGCUCCAGACCAAGCCCAGUGCUUCUGCAGAAACCAGCCUCCACCAGGCGAGAGAUGCGGACAGAACUGCUUGAAGAUCUUUAUUCGGGACCGACUCUACGCCAGGGCGCCGCCUAGAGGUCAACAGCCGCCUUGGCUCCUAGUGACCACAGAGAGCUGUUUUCACAGCCACUAGAAAUUGGGGAGGGUGUGGGGGGGGAUUCUCUCGGAUCUCAGGGUCACCAGCUUCUUCCAUUCCUAACUACUCAGACAUUUCCUCCUCCUCACAAUGAAUCCUAGGAAAGAUGAGCAGGGAAUGCCAAAAGUACCUGUUUUUGUAAUUCUCAGUAAACGGAAGGUGAUGUCAGCUUUACUUUC
This is a messenger RNA of Erinaceus europaeus (western European hedgehog), 825 nucleotides long. Its product is annotated as laminin subunit beta-1 variant-like. The record is from RefSeq and is a predicted model, not a curated record. Bases 134 to 643 code for a protein of 169 amino acids. The transcript has 2 exons. NCBI's taxonomy places the organism in Eukaryota, Metazoa, Chordata, Mammalia, Eulipotyphla, Erinaceidae.